This is a messenger RNA of Olea europaea var. sylvestris, 1856 nucleotides long. RefSeq names its product mitochondrial phosphate carrier protein 3, mitochondrial-like. Gene Ontology annotation, biological process: mitochondrial phosphate ion transmembrane transport. The coding region runs from base 403 to 1491 and encodes 362 amino acids. The record is from RefSeq and is a predicted model, not a curated record. Gene Ontology annotation, cellular component: mitochondrial inner membrane. Gene Ontology annotation, molecular function: phosphate transmembrane transporter activity. The transcript has 6 exons. Lineage: Eukaryota; Viridiplantae; Streptophyta; Magnoliopsida; Lamiales; Oleaceae.
UUUUUUGACAUUUUUUAUCAGAACAUGAGUCCCACACAUGUGAGACUUCAGGUAGAAUUUUAUGGAACAAUUUUUCGUACAAGUGGAAAUCUUCGUGUCACAAAAGCCAACUUUUCCUAAUUCAAAAUCGGUGCACCAGAAAAACCAGUCAAAAACAACGUAUUCCUAUCCAACCCAACAUUCCAAAAAGGCGCGCAAAGAAAGGAGAAACCUUAGCCAUUUCUGACCUCUCCCGUUUCCUCGGACUCCCGUGUUUUACUCUUUCUUCUUCCCCUUAAACAAACGCAAAUCGAAUUCCUUCAAUAAUACCCUUUUAACCCAAGAAAAUAGAUUAAUUUUUUCCAGUUUUCUUUCUGUUAAGUUUCAAACAGAGAGUUGCAUUUCAGUGCUUAAUUUUCAGACAUGGAAAACACACGACAAUCUCUGAUCCCAACAUUUCUUUAUUCAUCAUUGUUGACAUCGAAAGGGAUGGAGAAGAAUCUGAUGAAGAAUGUGAAUUUACCUGCACAGUCUGAUUCAAUUUCGUCAGCAUCAUCAACGGCUGGGAUUAAGAGAGAUUUUUUGAUCCCGGCGCCGAGAGAGAGUAGUAUAAAGAUGUUUUCGCCGGCAUAUUAUGGCGCCUGCACGGCUGGAGGGAUAUUGAGUUGUGGGCUCACUCAUAUGGCUGUCACCCCACUUGAUCUCGUCAAGUGUAACAUGCAGAUUGAUCCUUCAAAGUAUAAGGGCAUUAGCUCUGGUUUUGGAGUUCUGCUGAAGGAGCAGGGAGUUAAAGGUUUUUUCAGGGGUUGGGUGCCAACCCUGCUUGGAUACAGCGCACAGGGGGCUUGCAAGUUUGGAUUCUACGAAUUUUUCAAGAAGUACUACUCCGACAUUGCUGGUCCCGAGAAUGCAGCCAAGUAUAAGACCUUGAUCUACCUCGCAGGAUCUGCUUCUGCUGAACUCAUUGCCGAUGUUGCCCUUUGUCCAUUUGAGGCGGUUAAGGUUCGUGUGCAGACUCAACCUGGCUUUGCAAGAGGCUUCUCUGAUGGAUUUCCCAAGUUUGUUAGGGCUGAAGGCGCUGCUGGACUCUAUAAGGGGAUUGUUCCACUCUGGGGACGUCAGAUUCCAUAUACAAUGAUGAAGUUCUCGACUUUUGAGAAUAUUGUGGAACAAAUAUACAAGCAUGCCAUCCCGACUCCAAAAGAGCAGUGCAGCAAAAAUUUGCAGCUUGGUGUUAGUUUUGCCGGUGGCUAUAUGGCUGGAGUAUUAUGUGCUAUCGUGUCACACCCUGCUGAUAACUUGGUGUCAUUCCUCAACAAUGCCAAGGGAGCAACAGUUGGUGACGCUGUGAACAAGCUAGGCUUAUGGGGUCUGUGCACCCGAGGUCUCCCUCUUCGUAUAGUCAUGAUUGGAACCCUUACUGGAGCUCAAUGGGGCAUUUAUGAUGCUUUCAAGGUUUUUGUUGGCCUGCCAACCACGGGAGGUGGAAGUCCUGCUCCUGCAAAGAACUAAAGCCAAAAGCUUAUGAUUCUGCUUCGAGAAAUGCAAUCUUUUUGUAGUAAAUGAAUGACCAGAGACCUCUCCAGGAUGGAUAUGCGGAUAGGGAUUAUACACUAUAUAAUAGUAGUAUUUAUUUGAUUGUUAUGUUAAGAUUUUGGAGUUAUGUUUGCUGUUUAGAAGGAUUAUUUUGUUCCUUCCUCUGUAGAACACAAAAUUUGCUCUUGUUUGAUAGGGAUUAAAAUCAAGAUUUAAAAAAAAAAAAAAAAAAGGAAUUUAAAUUUAAGAGUUUGAAUCCAAAGAGUUGGGUCGGCUUGUAAUAAUAUGCUCAUUUCCUUUGCUUUUUAGGCACGCAAUUAUUGCUCCUCUCUUAUUUAUUU